This is a messenger RNA of Anastrepha obliqua, 666 nucleotides long. Its product is annotated as jerky protein homolog-like. NCBI's taxonomy places the organism in Eukaryota, Metazoa, Arthropoda, Insecta, Diptera, Tephritidae. Gene Ontology annotation, molecular function: nucleic acid binding. Bases 1 to 666 code for a protein of 221 amino acids. The transcript has a single exon. The record is from RefSeq and is a predicted model, not a curated record.
AUGAUAUCUGAUAAUGUUACAGUAAAAUAUCUACCACCGAAUUGUACAUCUUUGAUUCAGCCUAUGGAUCAAGGAGCCAUUCGGAGUUUCAAAUGCCAGUACCGUAAAUUUAUCGUGCAAAAACUUGUGGAUUCUAAUAGUCGACACGAAUUUGUUAAAUCUUUGAACAUUAAGUCAGCUUUAUGGACAGCAGCGACUUCGUGGGAUUCUGUAACCCCACGUGUUUUAAAUAAAGUUUGGAAUAACUUACUAUCUCAAGAUGAUGAAAAUGAUUCAACUUUUAGUAUUGAGAUACAAUCAGAUGUAUUAAUACCACCUGGUUUUACAGCUGAUGCUAUCUCAAAGUGGAUGGAGUGCGAUAUUGAUGUCGCACCGUUUGCUAUUGUAUCUGAUGAUGAAAUCGUUAACAUGGUCAAUCAAACAGAAGAAUAUGAGCUUGAGUCAAAUUCAGAGGAAUCAGAUGGAGGUAAUACGGUAGAAACCCCCACAUUAGCUCAAGCAAUAGAGGCUAGUAGUGUUUUGUUAAAGUUCUUAGAAAACUAUACUGGUACAGGUAUUUCAGAACCAGACAAAAUACAAGUGUAUCGCAUACAAAGUCAUUUACUUAAGGAACAAAUGAAUUCUAAAAGACAAACUACUUUAAACGAAUAUUUUAAAUUAAUAUAA